CCUCUUAUCUCCGCCUGGGACGUCCGAAGCCCUUCCUUCCCGCAGGUGGGUGGUGCAGGUGGGGCCACGCAGGACUCACUCCUCUGCUACCGCCUCCCUCGCUCUUCCUUUCCUCCGGGCAGAAGCACAGCCAGAGGGGUUCUGUGGGCCACCAAAUGUCACCAAUGAAGUCAUCCUUAGCCGAAGAAAUCCUCCAGCAGCUGCCUCUGGCCGAGAAGACAGCUGUGUGGGGCACUUUGGGGACCAUCCGACCUCACCUGAGUUUCGAUGUAGAAAGAGACGUCCAAUCCCUCCUCCAAGCUGUAAGCGGCGAAGGUGUCCACUGUGAAGCCAUCCUCGACCUCUUGACUAGUCGGAGUGAUGACCAGCGCCAACAAAUCGUGGAGGAGUUUCUGGAUUUCACAAAACAGGACUUGCUGAAAACACUAGUAGCCGCUGUUCCUGUGGACCUUGAAGCCGUCAUUGUUGGGUUGCUGAAGCCAAAAGCCCAGUUUGAUGCCCACGAAAUCAAAGACGCUCUAGAGGCCUCCGAGACGGAAACACUGACAGAAAUCCUGUCGACGCGAACAAAACAGCAGCUCAGAGAAAUCUUGGAUUUUUAUAAGCAUGAUUUCAAGUCGGAUUUGGAGACGGACAUCAGUUUGAGGACCAGCGGCUUCCUGAAGGACCUCUUGGUUGCCUUGAUCCAGGGUAACCGGGAAAGAUACACCGGAGUCAUUGACUACGUCUUGAUAAAGCAAGAUACAAAGGCUCUCACCGAAGACUGCGGCGGUGAUGCAGGGAGGCCGAAGGAGAGCGACUGGAUCCGGGUCCUCACUCAACGCAGCCCUGAACACCUCAAUCGAGUGUUCAGCUGUUACCACAAUUCAACUGGGUGGCGGAUCGAAGAUGCUGUUGAAAAAUACUUCCAGGGGAUUGACCGAGAGUCCGGCUUGACGCUGGUCUCCGUUCUCCAAAACACACCCCUCUAUUUCGCCACAAAACUCUACCACGCUCUUAAGGGUCCAGGGUCCAGUUUGAAAACAGUGGUGCGCAUCAUGAUUUCCCGCAGCGAGAGUGACCUCCUGAGCAUCCGGGCCGAGUUCAAGAAACACUUUGGCGUCUCUCUCUAUUCCUUGAUCGGGAUGGACACGAAGGGCGACUUCCGGCUGGCUUUGCUCGGCCUCUGCAGGGCGGAAGAUCUGUGAACGCGAGCCUCCGUGGACAGAAGAAAACUGCCUUUGAAUCCCAAACCUUUCAAACCUCUGAAUUAAAAAAAAAAGACAAUAAUUCAAGAAAGAGUUGCCCUU
Anolis sagrei ordinatus is the source of this 1289-nucleotide messenger RNA. NCBI's taxonomy places the organism in Eukaryota, Metazoa, Chordata, Lepidosauria, Squamata, Anolidae. The record is from RefSeq and is a predicted model, not a curated record.